UAAUAUUUUGCGUCUAAAUAAUUCAAUCCGGCGCCCUAGCAGCUCAUCGUCUCUCCGAUCUCUCUUUCUGUUAGUCUUCUCGUCAAUUUCCGUCUGUCUCCGCCGUGCUUGAUGCUGGUUAUAUAGUUUGGGAUAUUUGUGAGAUAGGAGAACAAUGUCAAACUAUUCGGCAAAGGGAGCCUCUGCCAAUGGAUCCGUGUAUGUCUGUAAUUUGCCUCCUGGAACUGAUGAAGAUAUGUUAGCUGAGUUCUUUGGCACAAUUGGCUUGCUAAAGAAAGAUAAAAGAACAGGCCGGCCAAAGAUAUGGUUAUAUCGGGACAAGGUAACAGAUGAGCCCAAGGGAGAUGCUACGGUGACAUAUGAGGAUCCAUAUGCUGCACAAGCUGCUGUAGAAUGGUUCAACAAUAAGGACUUUCAUGGAACUAUAAUUGAAGUUCUGAUGGCAGAAUCUAAAAAUUCACAUAGUAUGGUUGCACCACUUGUUGAACCAAGUUUGGUUAGUGAUGUGGUACCAGAUGAAAGUACCUGGGACAUAAGCGAAGGUGGUGGCCGAGGUAGAGGUCGUGGGGAUGCUUCUGGAAAUCCUCCACCAAAAGCAUGGCAACAAGAUGGUGACUGGAUGUGCCCGAAUACAAGUUGUACGAAUGUAAACUUCGCAUUUCGUGGUGUAUGCAACCGUUGUGGAAGUGGGAGACCUGCUGGUGCAUCUGGUGGAGGAGCAGGGGGUGGUGGUCGAGGCAGGGGUCGUGGUGGCCCUGAUUCGGGAGGCGGUCGUGGAGGAGUUGGGGGUCCUACGGGACUUUUUGGUCCCAAUGAUUGGUCUUGCCCAAUGUGUGCUAACAUUAACUGGGCAAAGCGCUUAAAAUGCAACAUCUGCAACACCAAUAAACCCGGUGUUAGUGAAGGGGGUGUAAGAGGAGGACGUGCUGGUGGGUACAAAGAACUUGAUGAAGAAGAGUUAGAGGAAACAAAGCGACGUAGGCGGGAAGCUGAACAAGAUGAUGGUGAGAUGUAUGAUGAAUUUGGAAACCUCAAGAAAAAGUUUCGUGUAAAACAACAGCAAGCUGAAGUUGGCCAGGUGUUACCUGGGACUGGGCGUGCAGGCUGGGAGGUUGAGGAUCUAGGAUUAAGUGAAAGAGAGAAAAGAGAAAGAAGCAGAGACAGAGGAAGGGAUGAAAGAGAGAGUAGCAAGAACAGAGAACGUGAAGACAGAGGUAGGCGUAGGAGCAGAAGCAGAAGUCGUGACAGGGAUAGGGGUCGUGAAAGGGACAGGGAUAGGGAUUACAAUUACGACAGAGACAGAGAAUAUGGCCGGGAAAGAGGUGAGCGUGAUCGUCAUAGGUAUCAUCAUUAAUUAAUCCAAGUUGUGUUUCAUAGAUUUUUGGGACAAUGGUUCCCUUAAGGUUUCUGGGUUAGGCACUGUGAAGUACUUGUAUUCUGUCAUUCUUCUUUGGACAAACUCUUUAUUGAAUCUGUUAUGUUGAUUAUAUUUGACAAACACUUAUGACUUGAAUCGUUUUGAUUAUUGGAUGGAAUGUUUGUUA
Erigeron canadensis is the source of this 1544-nucleotide messenger RNA. Its product is annotated as transcription initiation factor TFIID subunit 15. Lineage: Eukaryota; Viridiplantae; Streptophyta; Magnoliopsida; Asterales; Asteraceae. Gene Ontology annotation, molecular function: RNA binding. The record is from RefSeq and is a predicted model, not a curated record. The transcript has 8 exons. The coding region runs from base 155 to 1354 and encodes 399 amino acids.